Lathyrus oleraceus (garden pea) is the source of this 735-nucleotide messenger RNA. RefSeq lists its product as uncharacterized. Bases 106 to 570 code for a protein of 154 amino acids. The transcript has 5 exons. The record is from RefSeq and is a predicted model, not a curated record. NCBI's taxonomy places the organism in Eukaryota, Viridiplantae, Streptophyta, Magnoliopsida, Fabales, Fabaceae.
UAUUGCUUUAGCAAAGAGUAUGUUUCCUCUAUAUAAGUUGGGCAGAAUUCUCAUUUGAAUAUUCAUCUUUGUCAAUCUUUAUUAUUAUUGUGCUUUGAAAAAAUCAUGGAAGGAUCGUCAAGCUCUAACAUAAUGGAUAAUCAAAGGUUGCCACAACAUGAAAAUGUGACUAAUGUCUCUUUGCCUCCUGCUGAAUAUGAAGUCCCAAAUCCUCAUGGAGAUGAUCUAACUCUAGAUCGUGAGACUAGAAUACGUUUACUAAAUCGAGGAUACUCCAAAAAGUAUAGGCAGAGAAAGAAUUGUGACAUUGAAAAUCUGGAAGACAAACAAAAUACACUAUCUGAAACAAUACGUAAAGAAAUUCCAAUGUCUAAGGUUUACACAAACUUUAAUUCUGUUUUUAAGACUGAAGUUAACACAUCGGAAGAAACAUUAUCUCAAGUCAAUUCAAAUGAUGAGGUUCUAAAUGUUGAGAUGAAUAUGGUGAUCAAUAAAUUGGAGCAGGUGAAAUUAUCCAAAAAAGCAACUGAAGUAGAGUUUGAUAAGAAGAAGAAAUUCUUAGGAAAAUGAAAUGGAGCAACUUAAUGAAGAAGUUUAUAUAUAAAUAUUAUGGCAUAAAAGGGUUCAUUUAGUAUGUGCAUUAUUAAUUAAUAUAAUAAAAAUCUCUAUCAUUAUGAAUAUUUAUUAUUGUAUGAAUUUAUAUGGAAAUAAGAGAUAAUGAAUUUCUAACCUUUA